ACAACCCGCAUCGAUAACGAUAGAAUUCAGUAGAUAAAUUGAAAAUUUCAUGGCAUAUAUAAAAGAAUGUGGCUUAGUUCUUUUAUCAUUUGUCGGUGUAGCCACAAGCAAUGAGGAUGAAGUGGUUAGUGAUUGUCUUUAUGUUAAUCUGUGCAAGUAGAGCAAGGCAACUUGUGACACUGGAUGAAACUGAAACGUUGUUCAAGAAGUUUGUUUUGAAAGAUUUGAACGACCAAGAGGUUUCAGCCCUACAUGAGCUGUUUGAAAUUCUUCGCAGACCUAAUCAUGUACCGGUUUCACGAAAACAACAAACAGAUUACCCCACACCUCGAAAUGGCUAUUUUCGAAAUCUAGAAUGCAUCGCAUGCCGAAGUAUUUUCAGUGCAUUAUUUGAAGGUGUGGCUGCAGGGCAGUCUGAUGCAGAAUUAACAGAAACUAUAACCGUCCUUUGUGAAUCUCUGGGGAUCCAAACCCAUAAUGUGUGUAGCGGAGCUAUCGCGCUGAAUCUGCCAAUAAUGAACUACAUAAUUCGCACCACCCCCGAGGCAUCUCCACGAACGUUUUGCGCGUUACUUCUACAGGACUCCAUGUCUGACGCUUGCCCCCACGACGACCCACGGUUUGAGUGGCAAGUGGAUCUGCCACCAGUUCCCGAUAGCGUAGCCAUACCAAUAAUUGAACAAAGGCCUCUGAAAAUAGCUAUCAUCACAGACGCUCACAUCGACCCCUUGUAUGAGGCGUACGGAGUCGCUGCCUGCGACGAACCCACCUGUUGCAGAGUGGGCCAAAAGCCGGCUCAACGGUACCGGCAACAACGAAAAAUUAGCGAAGAUUUGUAUGAAAAAGCUCUUGUGGAUUGUAAAGGUGUAAAGAUGCUUAACAUUAGUGUAGCAUCUGAAAUGCGACGUCAGAGGAAAAUGUACUAUCCAACAACGAUUAAGCAAAAUGAACCACCCGCGGGAUAUUGGGGAGACUAUCGCAAUUGUGACACGCCUCUAUGGGCAUAUGAUGAUGUUAUCGACAGAAUUGCCGAAACUCAUCCGGACAUCGACAUGGUCUAUUACGUAGGCGACACCAUCGACCACGGAGUUUGGGAAACAUCAUAUGAAUUAAUUGAUGAUAUGAAUCGUCAUUUGAUCGACAAGAUGAGAUCAUCUUUUGGUGAACAUGUUCUAGUUGUACCGACUAUUGGUAACCAUGAAGCCCAGCCUACUAAUCAAUUUGCACCCACUCGCGUUGUUGGUAAUCUCAAUACAACUUGGCUGUAUGAAGCCUUGGUAAACAAAUGGGGCCCGUAUCUGACUGACGAAGCCAAGGCUUCGCUUCUUGAACGAGGGGACUUCUCAGUAAGGCCAAGACCUGGACUAAAAGUUAUUACUUUGAAUAACAAUAUUGCCUACAGAGAUAAUUGGUGGUUAGUUUAUGAUCCUCUGGACUCCAAGAAACAUUUAGACUGGCUGGUUCAAGAGCUCUACCAAUCUGAACUGGCUGGAGAAAAAGUCCACAUCUUAGCGCACAUACCGCCAGGGAGGCACGAUCUAAUACAUUCGUGGUCUAGGGAAUACAACAAGAUUGUGAAUCGGUUUUCAUCGACAAUCGCAGCUGAAUUCAACGGCCACGUGCAUUCGGACCAGUUUAAGUUAUUCUACAGCUCUUCAGAUGGUUCCCCAAUAAAUGUGGCUUGGGGUGGCGGCGCCGCCACAGCCCAUACCUUCUACAAUCUCAAUUACAAAAUCAUGGAUUUCGACAUAUUAACGUUCGAACCCACGAGCAUGCUGUGUUUCUCCUACAACGUAACCGAAGCAAAUCUUACGCCUAACAGACGUCCACACUGGUUCCAGCUUUACGACUUCAAGAAUUCAUUCGAUUUGAUUGACCUUUCUCCUGCGUCCAUCGAUAAAUUGGUACACGCCAUGUCAUCUGGUGGAUACUACUUAGAUCUAUAUGCAGCAUACUAUUCUAAACUAAGUGACGCACGUUGGCCCGUCUGUGAUCAUGAGUGUAAAGUAAAUUACCUUUGCAACAUUGUCAUUACAGAACUUUGGGAUCGUCGAAAAUGUGAAGAAAUAACUAGAUUGUAUAUGAGUAGACUACGUUAA
This is a messenger RNA of Amyelois transitella, 2099 nucleotides long. Its product is annotated as sphingomyelin phosphodiesterase 1. Gene Ontology annotation, biological process: ceramide biosynthetic process; sphingomyelin catabolic process. Gene Ontology annotation, cellular component: lysosome. NCBI's taxonomy places the organism in Eukaryota, Metazoa, Arthropoda, Insecta, Lepidoptera, Pyralidae. Gene Ontology annotation, molecular function: acid sphingomyelin phosphodiesterase activity. The transcript is spliced from 11 exons. The record is from RefSeq and is a predicted model, not a curated record. Bases 111 to 2099 code for a protein of 662 amino acids.